AUGCUAUCUCCAAACACAUCUAACCAAGCCACCAUCAACGGCACCAACCUCUCCUCCUCAUCCACAUCCACCUUCAAGAUCCCAACCAUCGACUUCUCCUUAUGGAAAGAUGAUAAUCCCGAGGCCCGUCUCCGCGUGGCACAAGAACUCGUCAGCGCCUGUAAAGACGUCGGAUUCGUCUACAUCAUCAACCACGGACUUGCAGAGACAUUACUUGAAGAAGCCUUCGACUGGUCAAAGAAGCUAUUUUCACUCAGCCACGAAGAUAAGAUGAAGGCACCGCAUCCGGAAGGAUGGGCUGUGCAUAGAGGAUAUUCGUGGCCGGGGUUGGAGAAGGUGUCGCAGGAAAAGACUCGGGGAGAGGGUAGUGGUAAUGGGGAUGAGGAAUUGGUGAAGAAGUUGAGGGAGGUUGUUGAUUGUAAGGAGAGCUUCGAUAUUGGCAGUGAGAAUAAUCCCGAUCAGCCAAACCAGUGGAUCCCAGACGAAGUCAUUCCUGGAUUCCGAAAUUUCAUGAACGCAUUUUACUGGAAGUGUUUCAAAGUGGGCGGAGAGAUUCUGCGUGCCAUAGCCUUGGGUCUCGGCCUCGACAACGAUGAGGAUUACAUCCUGAAGAAACACUCGGGCCAUAACAACCAGAUUCGUCUGCUACACUACCCACCGGUGCCUGCGGAGGAACUUGAGAGCCAGAGAAUGGCACGCUGUCCCGCGCAUACGGACUGGAGUACUAUCACGAUGCUAUUUCAGGAUGACUGCGGUGGUUUGGAAGUUGAAGAUAUCACUAAUCCAGGGACUUUCGUGUCCGCAACGCCGGUUAAGAAUGCGAUUAUUAUGAAUGUGGGUGAUUUGUUGCAGAUGUGGAGUAAUGAUUCUCUACGCUCCACCAACCACCGUGUCGCCCUACCGCCGCUCUCUGACCGUUUGGAGGGACCAAAUCGAAUGACUCGAGAGCGAUACUCGAUUCCAUAUUUUCUCAGCCCGGAUCCUACGUCUCUGAUUGAGUGUAUUCCUGCUUGUAUGAGCGAGCAGAAUCCCGCCAAAUACGAACCGAUCACGCAGGCGGAUUAUAACCGGAUGCGCGCUUCUGUGCAGUACUGA
Molecule: messenger RNA, 1095 nt
Organism: Paecilomyces variotii
Lineage: Eukaryota; Fungi; Ascomycota; Eurotiomycetes; Eurotiales; Thermoascaceae
Product: gibberellin 20-oxidase
Exons: 3
Coding region: 1-1095 (364 amino acids)
Molecular function (GO): dioxygenase activity
Source: RefSeq, a predicted model, not a curated record